AUGUGGCAGUAUCUUCGCUAUUGCUUGACGCAAUCGAGUCCCGUAUGCCAUCAGGACCUCCCACAAGAGUGUCAUGAAACGGCAGAUACUUCCCCGGUCUAUCCUCUGCAGAAUUCCACGGCCGGAGAAGAUACUGUUGCCUUCAGGUUCGAUAGCGGUGCAUAUACGACCCAGACAUCAGCCGGCGCGGGAUACCGCGGCGACGCGGCCGCCGCAAAGUUCUUCAAAGAAAUAGCACGGGAGUUUUACGGUGAUACAGUAGAGCAGGUCUACGGAUAUAUCUACGGAGGCAGCGGUGGCUCGCUGCAGACUGUCGGGGCCAUAGAGAAUACCAUAGGCGUGUGGGACCGCGGACUCGCGUUGAUUCAGGCCAUCCCCAUCUCGAACCCAGACAACUUCUGUAUCCGCGCUCUUGCAGGCCUGGUAUUGGGCGAGAAAGCAGACCAGGUCAUUGAUGGGGUCCAACCUGGUGGGAGUGGUAACGCCUUCGCUGGGCAUGAAGAGGCCGAGCGCCUGGUCCUUCUGGAGGCUACUGCGCUCGGGAUGCCUUGGCUGGCUGGGAAGAUUUCGAGGGCGCGGCAAACAUAUUUAGAAGCCUUCAGACCAGGUCGAAGCUAA
Messenger RNA from Aspergillus nidulans FGSC A4, 618 nucleotides. RefSeq lists its product as uncharacterized. The record is from RefSeq and is a predicted model, not a curated record. The coding region runs from base 1 to 618 and encodes 205 amino acids. Lineage: Eukaryota; Fungi; Ascomycota; Eurotiomycetes; Eurotiales; Aspergillaceae. The transcript has 3 exons.